AUGAGAUCUUUUCUGUCUUCAAAGCACCUCGGCAAAUCAAAUACUGCCUCUGCGGAAGAGGAGCGGCAGCACUUGUUGUCUGUUUCGAAAAGCGACUCUGCUUCAGAGUACUUCGUCGACUUGCCAACCGGAGACUGUAAAUCAACGUCAAAGCCUGUGAAGCCUGUUCCAAGGCGACGAGAUAUUGUCAUGGAUGGUGGGCUCUUAGCUGAGCAGUACUUCUCGCUGCACGUGUGCGAGGCACCGUGCCUGAAAUUGAGCCUAUGGCUGACGCACCCAAAGGGACGUGCCUUGUGCAUAAGCUGUGUCGACACCCACAGGAUCGCAAUGGUCGUGCCAAAAUUAGCUACACGCGCGAGGACAGAUAGAUGGGAUACCGCUACGUUGUGCCAGCUGGUCACUGAGACCUGGUGGUCUAUGGGCUUCCGACACACGCUUAACACUAAAGAGAGGAUUACUUUCAUAUGCGUUAUCCGGUUCGCGAUAUACGUCCUUGCACUCGAUGCAGGCUUGAACUUGGAUUGA
Molecule: messenger RNA, 525 nt
Organism: Postia placenta MAD-698-R-SB12
Lineage: Eukaryota; Fungi; Basidiomycota; Agaricomycetes; Polyporales; Adustoporiaceae
Exons: 6
Coding region: 1-525 (174 amino acids)
Source: RefSeq, a predicted model, not a curated record